Brassica napus (rape) is the source of this 1236-nucleotide messenger RNA. RefSeq lists its product as uncharacterized. The transcript has a single exon. The record is from RefSeq and is a predicted model, not a curated record. Bases 1 to 1236 code for a protein of 411 amino acids. Gene Ontology annotation, molecular function: catalytic activity. NCBI's taxonomy places the organism in Eukaryota, Viridiplantae, Streptophyta, Magnoliopsida, Brassicales, Brassicaceae.
AUGUUGGGAUUCUUCUGGAAUAUCCGUGGUUUCAACAAACCAAUUAAACAUACGGUUGUCAAGAGAUGGAUUCAUAAUCAAGGGUUUCAAUUUGGUGCUAUAUUGGAAACCCGUGUAAAGGAAGGAAAAAGCGAGAGGGUAUUAAACUCAGCAUUCAAGGAUUGGUACAUGAUGUCAAAUUAUGAACAUAAUCCUUUGGGGAGAAUAUGGCUAUUAUGGAGGCAAGAAGUUCGGGUUACUCCGUUCUACAAGAGUGAUCAACUGAUCACAGUUUCAGUACAGUUACAAGAGAAUGCUGAAGAGUUUUUCUACACAGCUGUAUACGCUCACAACACAGAACAGGAAAGAAAGGAGCUCUGGAGUGAUUUAAAAAACCACCAGAACUCGCCAAUCAUCAGAAACCAAGCAUGGAUAGUUGUAGGAGAUUUCAAUGAAAUCCUUGACGUAGAAGAACAUUCAAUGCACGAUCAGAGAUCCACAAUAACCUCAGGGAUGCAUGACUUUCAGAGCGCAACUCAUCAUUGUAAUCUGUUGGAUCUUACGUCCCAUGGCCCUCCAUACACAUUGACAAACAAAAGAACUGAGGGGCUAAUCUCUAAGAAGCUAGAUCGUGUGCUGGUAAAUGACAAAUGGUUUCAGUUAUUUCCUCAGUCUUACAAUGUUUUUGAGGAAGGUGGAUGCUCUGACCAUCUGAGAAGUCGGUUUCAUCUUACUGAAACAAACCGACCGAAAAGACCAUUCAAAUUCGUGAAUGCUAUUGCUGAGCUAGAAGGGUUCCGACCUCUUGUCGCACAACACUGGCAGGAAACAGAACCUAUCUUUCUAUCUACCUCAUCUCUAUUCAGGUUCUCAAAAAAGCUAAAGGCUCUGAAACCAAAAAUCAGAGUGUUAGUGAAGGAACGCAUGGGUAAUUUAUCUCUAAAAGCAAAGGAGGCAUAUGAUGAUCUUUGUGUGAAGCAAGAAGAGAAUGUAAGAAAUCCAUCACCUCAAACUCUUGAAAGAGAGAACACAGCUCAUGCUCGCUGGGAACAUGUCUCUAGACUAGAGGAAGGUUUCCUGAAACAAAAAUCUAAGUUGCACUGGUUGAAGGUGGGGGAUAGAAAUAACAAAACAUUCCACAGAGCUGCUACAGCUCGAGAGGUGCAGAAUUCGAUAAAAGAAAUCACAUGUGGAGAUGGGCGUGUAGUGAAGGAACCGGAUGAAAUAAAGCAUGAGGCUGAAUCUUUUUUUCCGUGA